Molecule: messenger RNA, 2226 nt
Organism: Octopus bimaculoides (California two-spot octopus)
Lineage: Eukaryota; Metazoa; Mollusca; Cephalopoda; Octopoda; Octopodidae
Product: adhesion G protein-coupled receptor G6
Biological process (GO): G protein-coupled receptor signaling pathway; cell surface receptor signaling pathway
Cellular component (GO): membrane
Molecular function (GO): G protein-coupled receptor activity
Source: RefSeq, a predicted model, not a curated record
CCAGAACGGUGAAGCAUCUAGAAAUGCUAUCAAGCCAAACUAAGACAUCACUAAAGUGUUCACCAUUUACUGGUAUCUGGCAAGAACCAGACAUGUCUGAAUGUUACAAUACAGAGUGGAUCACUCGACGACUAAAGAACAUCAGAAGCCAAGUCAUUGAUGAAGGUAAUAUCGGCGAUAUUUCGAAAGAGGUCUUAAAUGUUUCGCAAAAGUCAGUGUAUUUCAAACAACAAGAUAUUGACUUGGCUGUAGAUAUUCUUGAGAAAAUGGCGCCAUUGAUAUCGAACGUGUCGGCUAAUAUAACACUGGACAAUAUACUUCUUGGUAUCAACAAUAUAAUGAACACACCAGAGAAGGUUUUGGCUGAGGCAGAACAAGCUGAUAGAAGUGUCAGCAGAUUACUGGACAUUAUAGAAACGAUCCCAGAAAAGAUUCCACUGGAAGAGCAGCAAGUCACAGCUAUAUAUUCUAAUCUUGGUAUUGGUGUUGCCAAAGUGAAUAAGGACACUUUCGAUGGUCUUUUCUAUGGUGUUUUCUAUGGAACUAAUGAAACAGAAGCACAGCUCUAUAACCACUCACACCCUGAUUCACAACAAGAAGAUAUACAGACAAUUUCCUUUAUUUCAUUACCAAAAAGUUUACCAAAACAUCUGAAAGUCGAAGAAAUAUCAGCCUUUUCAAGGAUAUUCUUUUUCUCCACGAGCGAUGAUAAGCUAUAUAGGGUAACACAAAACUCCAGUGCCAACGCAAAUACUAAAAUUAACAGCUAUAUUAUUGCUGCCAAUGUUGCUAACAUUUCAGUAAGCAACCUUGAUGAACCAGUUAAUAUAUCAUUCCUUUUAAUAAACCAGAAUGUCACCAGCCUAAAAUGCGUUUAUUUGGAUGAGACCCCAGGAGAGGAUCCCCAUUGGUCAACAAAAGGCUGUAAAAUAUCCGAUUAUGUACCUGGAAAGAAAGUAGUCUGUUCCUGCGACCAUCUUACAAGUUUUGCCUUAUUAAUGGAUGUCCACCGGAAUGAAGACGAUGUAAAACAUGUUAAACCUAUAUCUAUUAUAUCUCUCAUUGGCUGUGGAAUAUCAGUUGUCUUUCUCGUUCUUACAAUAAUAAUUCACGUUUGUUUCAAAAAACUAUGGUAUUUAAUUACCUCAAAGAUUUUAGUAAGCUUGUGCGUUCCUUUAGGUAUCACUAAUCUAAUCUUCGUUGUCGGGAUGCAACCAUACGUAGAAAUACUGGCUGCUUGUAAGACAGUGGCUGCUCUGUUACACUACUUCCUUUUGACAUCUCUCAUGUGGAUGUCUUUCGAGGCCAUUCAUGUCUUCCUAAGCAUAGUUAUGGUAUUCAGAACAUACCAGACAUCUUUUAUGAAGUGGAGUUCAAUUUUUGCCUGGGGUCUACCAGCUAUCAUUGUUCUAAUUACUCUGGUAAUUAACUCCACAGACAAUUACGUCAGAAUUGGACAAGUCUGUUGGUUAUCCCAGACAUAUUUCUAUGCUACUCUCUUGGCUCCUGUGGGGAUCAUUCUCAUCUUCAACCUUACGAUAUUCAUUCUCAUUAUCUGGCGCCUGAUCUUAAUACAAAAUAGUAAAAAAUUUGGACACAAAAGAAGAAAAGUACGUGUUUUUGGCAUUGUUGGUCUCUUUUUCUUCCUGGGACUCACCUGGUUCUUAGCAUUCUUCGCUGUUGACAAAGCAGCAGAAGUGUUUAAAUACCUUUUUGCUAUCGUCAACACCCUUCAAGGAAUGUUUAUCUUCAUAUUCUAUUGUAUAUGCAAGAAAGAUACCAGAGAUAUCAUCAUAAAGUAUGUAACUAUACGAAAGAGAGCGCCACUUCCCACCGGUAGAAAUAAAACGUCUGGUAAUGAGACAGAAGAUAAAUCAGCAGAAACAAAGUUCUAAACGAAAAUUGAAAAUAAAGAAUGCCUCCAAAAAUCGUCUUUGAUCAUAUUUUUCGUCAUAAUAUAUUUUGAAUAUAUAAAACAUUAAAUACAUUUCUUGUAAAGAGCCUUUAUUUAUACCUUUUAAUACAACAUUAUGCAACCAAGAGACCAUAAUCCACAAUAAUGUAAUGUGCCUGACUAUUUCUUGAAACACAGCAAAACUGAAAAUUUUCUUUUUUUUUUGCCACUGUAAUCUCUAAAUUUUCUCAAUAAAGGCUUAAAUCUGGCCUUUUGCUUUUUGAAAUGAAAUACUGUAAUACUGCAGUUUAAUUUCAAAUACCGCCUUAAGA